AUGUCCGGCAUUGGCGGCAUGCUCGUUUCAGGCAUGGCCAUGGGGACAGGCUCUGCCCUCGGUCAUCGCGCUGUGGAUGCCGUUCUCGGCUCCCGGCACCCGGAGCCCGCUGCGGCGACAGAGGCCGCCCAGCAGCUCGUGGCAGAGAAGGCUCCCUGCUCCGAGCAAGCCAAGGCCUUUGCAGACUGCAUGAGCUGGGCCAGCGGCGACAUGGGGGCUUGCCAGCAGUAUUUUGAUGCCAUGCAGCAGUGCCGCCUGAAUGUUGCUUGA
This is a messenger RNA of Auxenochlorella protothecoides, 270 nucleotides long. RefSeq lists its product as hypothetical. The coding region runs from base 1 to 270 and encodes 89 amino acids. Gene Ontology annotation, biological process: mitochondrion organization. The transcript has 2 exons. The record is from RefSeq and is a predicted model, not a curated record. Lineage: Eukaryota; Viridiplantae; Chlorophyta; Trebouxiophyceae; Chlorellales; Chlorellaceae. Gene Ontology annotation, cellular component: mitochondrion; nucleus.